Molecule: messenger RNA, 1650 nt
Organism: Colletotrichum chrysophilum
Lineage: Eukaryota; Fungi; Ascomycota; Sordariomycetes; Glomerellales; Glomerellaceae
Exons: 5
Coding region: 1-1650 (549 amino acids)
Biological process (GO): nucleoside metabolic process
Molecular function (GO): catalytic activity; ADP binding
Source: RefSeq, a predicted model, not a curated record
AUGCGUAUUGGGCUGAUGGUAGGCAUCGGUGGCGGCGCACCUAGCCAGAAGCAUGACAUUCGUCUCGGUGAUAUGGUCAAUUGCAAGUUCCAAGACACAGGGUUCUUGAACCAGCCGCCGUUGCUGGUACUCUCAGCCGUCACUACGCUUAAGGGCAAAUAUGAAAUGAAAGGCCACCGGCUUAUCGACGAAGUGGACAAGAAGAUCGAGAAGAUCAAGAAGAAGAGCGCAUACAGACAACCUGCGCAAGCAAGCGACAGGCUAUAUAAGUCUAAUAUUGUACAUUCUUCGAGCUGCUGCGAUGACGUAUGCGGCAAUAAUACCGCCAGUCUCAUAGCCCGCCCUGAACGAGGCGAAGAAGAUGACAACCCUGCUAUUCACUACGGCUUGAUUGCUAGCGGCAACCAGCUGAUAAAGGACGCGCAUAUCCGGGACAUAUUGAUAAAAGAGAAGGACGUUCUAUGCUUCGAGAUGGAGGCUGCUGGUCUGAUGAACCACUUUCCGUGCCUUGUUAUCCGGGGGAUAUGCGAUUACUCCGACUCGCAUAAGAACAAGGAGUGGCAGGACUUCGCGGCCAUGAUGGCGGCAGCUUAUGCCAAGGAUCUGUUAUACCAGAUUGCGCCAGACACUGUUGAGGCUGAGAAGCCCAUCUCCAAUUCCAAGCGGGCGCACUUUGUUGUGCCAUUCCGCCGCGACUCCGAUUUUGUAAACCGGCCUGACAUCUGGUCAUGGAUUGAAACGCGAUACGCCGGAUCUGAAAUGUGCUUUGCUCUCGUGGGCCUCGGCGGAUUUGGCAAGUCCCAGGUUGCCAUACAGUUCCCUCACCAGGUCCACGAUACCUUUCCCGAAACCAGCAUCUUCUGGAUCAAUGCCAGCACGAGAGCGACCUUCCAAGACUCUUACCGUUCCAUAGCAGAAGCUCUGGAGCUCCCUAAUCGCCACGACCCUGGUGUUAACGUCCUAGCGCUGGUCCGCGACUGGCUGCAGAGAGAGGACGUGGGCCGGUGGCUGAUGGUUGUCGACAAUGCCGAUGAUGUUGAGAUGCUCACCAAGAUCAAUGAUCAAAAGGAUGAGUCGAUACCAAUAGCGUCGUAUCUCCCUAUGACAGGCAACGGCAAGAUCCUGGUCACGUCGCGCAGCAGGGAUGCGGCAGAAAAGCUGACGGAUAAUGGCGAGAUGAUCCUGAGAGUUUCGAAAAUGGAGACAAUCCAUGCACUGCAGCUACUCCAAAAGAAACUUGGCCAAGAUGUUGACGAAACCGCCGCAUUGCGCCUGGCUGAUUUCCUCGGCCACAUCCCACUCGCCUUGAACCAAGCAGCAGCGUACAUAUACAGACGACGUCGCACGACCAUACAAUCAUACAUGGACGAACUCCAAAGGAGUGAGAAGCGGAAAGACGCUCUGCUGCGUAGCGACAGAGGGGAUGCCCGACGGUACCCCGGUGUGUCCAAUUCUGUUGUUCUGACGUGGCAGUUGACGUUUGAGCAGAUCAAACAGGAGCAGUCCCGGGCGGCCAACCUUCUAUCGCUGAUGAGCUGCUUCCAGGCACAAAACAUCCCAGAAUACAUGUUGCACCACUAUCACAGCGACUUUUCUAGUGUUGAGGAGAGCGAUUUGGAGGACGACUUGGACUACAACGGGGUUCUGUGA